Messenger RNA from Drosophila sulfurigaster albostrigata, 1848 nucleotides. Its product is annotated as protein late bloomer. Lineage: Eukaryota; Metazoa; Arthropoda; Insecta; Diptera; Drosophilidae. The transcript has 5 exons. Bases 179 to 805 code for a protein of 208 amino acids. The record is from RefSeq and is a predicted model, not a curated record. Gene Ontology annotation, cellular component: membrane.
GAUUCAGUUUGCAUGCAAACGCAGAACGUGAAAGUCUCCGGAACGGAUUCAACUGAGAAAAAUUAUUCAAAUCAAAUAAGAAGAGGGCAACGUACAGCAAACUUUUGUAUUGUUAUUAAAAAAUAAACAACCGAUUUUUUUAUUGGAAGUCAAAAGAUAUUCAAAGUAAAUUUUGAAAAUGGGUUGCGCCACAACUGCCGUUAAAAUUAUCUCGAUUGCGCUGAAUGUCAUUUUGGCGUUGUUGGCACUCGGCUCCAUCGGGUGGAUAGCCUUUAACUCAGAUACGGGCACCGAUGAGACAAUUAUCGCCAGCUAUGUGGCCAGUGUCCUGAUUGUGUUGCUCGCAUUCACUGGCAUCUACGCUGCGAUACGUGAGUCAGUCUGCUUAACCGCAACGGUGGCUGUGCUGCUGCUUGUGCUCGCCAUACUGCAAAUCUUGACAACAUGCCUCUUCUUACAUCCGAUGAAGGUGGAGAGCGCCCAGAAGCAAAUCGAUGUCGCCUGGCAAACUCACAAUAUGGAUGGCAACCAGCAGAUUUAUGAAUGCUGCGGCAAAUCCAGUGCCCAGGAUUAUGUGCAUCUCAAUCAAGUGAUCCCACCCAGUUGCUAUGCCGAUCUACAGCAAACAGUCAACGCUAUGUUCAUCAAAGGUUGCGUGAAUGAGAUGCAAAAUCAUUACGACAAUGGAAAGUUUGCCAUAAUAGUUGCAUCUUGGGUGUUGGCUGCCUUCGAGCUGGGUUGCUUUGCCGUUGCCGUAUUUCUUGGCAUUAGUUUCCGCAACAAACAGAGGCGCAUGCAAUUUUAAUGAGCGGCUAAUGAUAUAGCUACGCCUCAAGUACAAAACCGUGUCCGGGAAGGACGACAAGGAAAUGUAUUGGAUUUGUGCUCGAUGAAAAGCAUAAAUAACAUUUACAUCACGUAACCAAAAAUUAUGAAACUUAAUACUAUUCUAAUGAACAUUUUAAUUCGUAUGCUGAAAUCCUAAGCUAGUUAAUUUAUGUACGAGUAGCCUUUAACUACAUAUAUUUAUAAAGCCAAUAAAUUGAUAUUUAUGUGUGUUUCAAAUACGAUUGCGUUUACAUAGUGCGCAUACCACAUGUGGUACGCGUUCGCCCUUAGGUAGGCCCCUGUUUUCGUCAGAUUAUAAAUAGAGCUACGUCACGUACUCACCGUCGAGAAAAGCAAAAGGCAAAACUGCUAGACAACUUGUUGCUCAUCUGCCUCUAUCUCAUUUGUAGAAUUAUUUUUUGUUUUUGUUUUUUUUAUUGUCAUAUCAAUGUUUUGCUUUUGGCACGAGGGUUGGCCAAUUCGUAAACAUGGCACGUAGAUUGUGAAAUUCAUCGAGUAAUGAACUCGCCAACUAAUAUGGUAAUGCUAUUUGGUCAAUUCCUAUGUUAACGUUAUAUUAAUACGUUCCAAUUAUUUAUUUUUCCGAGCACAAAUUAUGAUCAUAAAAUUAAUGCUUUUUCUUUGUCCAAUCCUUGACGGUGGACACACGAUAGAUGAUUGAGUCUCUGCCCGGAUCAAUUGUCGCAAUUGCGUAGCAAAUAAUCGUGAUCACAAGGGCAAACACGACACAGAACCAAAUUAUAAUAUUGGCAAGAAUUGGAUGAUCCACAUUAUCAUUCAUUUUCUCAAAGGGACUCUUAUUUAUUUUCUCUCUUGUAUGACUCUUCGUAAGCAAUUGUGUUUUCUGUCCAAGGGUCACUUGCACCAAGAGCACAGACUCAUUACGUUCUCUGAUAACAUUCAGUAAAUUUGCAAUGAUUGUGGCAAGUAAUGCUUUGGCUUCACUUAUCGGUGCAUAUCGUGCCACUUUGACAAUGCGAUCCAAUGAUAUGCGAUAGA